UCCCCCCAGCCGUGCCGACCUCCCACCACACUCUGAGCUCCAGCAGGGAUUCCGUGUUCUUGUCCCUCCUGCAGCUCCUGGCACGUAAUAGGGGAGCCACAAACCUUUGUGACGAGCGAAGUGCCUUAUGAAGGUGACAAGUGGACGGGAGGGCCAGAGCUUGGGUCUCGGCAGGCCGGGGACGGGGCUUGCGGGGCACCCUGGCGUCCCCGGAGCACCCGAAGUGGCCGUGCGGAGCGAGCCCCGGGAGGGAGGAGCGGUCCCCGAGCUGAGCGAGGCGCGGGGCCAAGGGCGUCCAGAGCGGAGGGGGCGGCAGCUGCCUGUGCCGGAGGAAUCACGAUUUAGGCGGCCGUUAUGGAGCACCCCACAAACACGGGUGCGAGCCUCCUGCUCCCCAGCGUGAGUCAGCGGGGCCCCCAGAAGGGCGGAGAGGGGCCGGUGGGCGAGGAGGGAGCCUCGCCCCCAAGGCCCGCGCAAGAGGCGGAAAGGACCUGGUGGCACCUCGGGCCAGCCCCAGCGGCGGCCCUCUCCUCAGCCCGACAGGUGAGCGCCAGGCCCGCCGCGGGGCGGAGCUCACCGUCCCCACCGGCCACCCUCCUCGGCGCCACCACCACGGAGCAGAUUCAAUUUGGGUGCUGGUGCCCAGCCACUCCAGUGCCAAUGAAGUACAUCCUGGUCACUGGUGGGGUCAUCUCAGGCAUUGGUAAAGGCAUCAUCACCAGCAGCAUUGGGACGAUUCUAAAAUCAUGUGGACUCCGAGUUACUGCCAUCAAAAUCGACCCCUAUAUUAACAUCGAUGCAGGCACUUUUUCACCUUAUGAACAUGGUGAAGUGUUCGUCUUAAACGAUGGUGGAGAAGUUGAUUUAGACCUUGGAAAUUAUGAAAGAUUCUUGGAUAUUAAUCUUUAUAAAGACAACAACAUCACCACCGGGAAGAUAUAUCAGCAUGUGAUCAAUAAAGAGAGGCGUGGUGAUUACCUGGGGAAAACAGUACAAGUUGUCCCUCACAUUACUGAUGCUGUGCAGGAGUGGGUUAUGAAUCAAGCCAGAGUGCCCGUGGACGGUAAUAAGGAAGAGCCCCAAAUAUGCGUCAUUGAGCUGGGAGGCACCAUUGGAGACAUCGAAGGAAUGCCGUUUGUGGAAGCGUUCAGACAAUUCCAGUUUAAGGCGAAAAGAGAGAAUUUCUGUAAUAUCCAUGUUAGCCUUGUCCCACAGCCCAGUGCUACCGGAGAACAAAAAACCAAACCCACACAAAACAGUGUUCGUGCCCUGAGGGGGUUAGGCCUGUCCCCGGAUCUGAUCAUCUGCCGAAGUUCAAAGCCCAUCGAGAUGGCCGUGAAGGAGAAGAUUUCUAUGUUUUGUCACGUGGACCCUGAGCAGGUUAUAUGUAUCCAUGAUGUUUCUUCCACAUACCGAGUGCCAGUGCUUUUGGAGGAACAAGGCAUUAUUAAAUAUUUUAAAGAGAGACUGGACCUGCCCAUUGGAGAUUCUACAAGCAAUUUGCUCUCCAAGUGGAGAAAUAUGGCUAACAGGUAUGAAAGGUUACAGAAAACAUGCUCCAUAGCCCUGGUUGGCAAAUACACCAAGCUUAGGGACUGCUACGUCUCUGUGUUCAAAGCCCUGGAACACUCAGCAUUGGCCAUCAACCACAAGUUGAAUCUGAUGUACAUAGACUCCAUUGAUCUGGAGCACAUCACUGAAACCGAGGACCCUGUGAAAUUCCAUGAAGCUUGGCAGAAGCUAUGCAAAGCUGAUGGCAUUCUUGUGCCCGGAGGCUUCGGAAUCAGAGGAACGUUGGGAAAACUGCAGGCGAUUUCUUGGGCAAGAACAAAGAAUAUCCCUUUUCUGGGAAUUUGCCUUGGGAUGCAUCUAGCGGUGAUAGAGUUUGCAAGAAACUGCCUUAACUUGAAAGAUGCUAAUUCCACAGAAUUUGAUCCGAACGCCUCUGCUCCUGUGGUGAUUGAUACGGCCGAACACAGCCCUGGCGGUUUGGGAGGAACAAUGAGGCUGGGAAUGAGAAGAACUGUUUUCAAAACUGAAAAUUCGAUACUAAGGAAGCUUUAUGGUGAUGUUCCUUUUAUAGAAGAAAGACACAGACAUCGGUAUGAGGUGAAUUCUAACUUCAUCAGCCAAUUUGAGCAGAAGAACUUAAAGUUUGUAGGUCACGAUGUGGCUGGGGAGAGGAUGGAAAUCAUCGAACUGGCAAAUCAUCCCUAUUUUGUUGGUGUCCAAUUCCAUCCCGAGUUUUCUUCUAGGCCGAUGAAGCCUUCCCCUCCAUACCUGGGGCUGUUACUUGCGGCAACUGGAAACCUGAAUGCUUACCUGCUACAGGGAUGCAAACUGUCUGCCAGAGAUAAGGAUGGUCAUUUCCUCUGGGAGAGCACCUCUCACAUCUCACAUGAGAGUCCUGUGACCUGCUUCAGGGAAGAAGGGCAGGGGAAUGUUGGAGAGAUCUUCCUGCACGUGCUGUCUCUGAAAUUCCUUCAGUUUAAAAUAUUCAGUAUACCAAGUGAUAGAUACAGCGAUUCCAGUGAUGACAGCUUUUCAGAGCCAAGAAUAGCUGAGUUGGAAAUGAGCUGAAACAAAUGCAUGGCUCUGAGUAAUGGGACUGCCUGACAGUCUCUGAAGUAAUUGAAGUCAAGAUGAAGGAACUAGCUGAAGAAAUCACCACACUUACAGAAUUGCCCUGUUCUCCACCAAACACGGGAUGUGAAGCCUCAAAGGGAAUCUGAUAAUACAUUCACGAACCAGAACCAAAGGGGUAGUUUUCUUUUCCCUCCAGAGGUGGCCUUUUAUACUUAGAAAUUUCUGUAGCUGAUUAAACUUUUCCCAGCAACCUGCCCGGGGAGGUGGUGUGUUCUUGUUUUGUCCAAUGUAUAGUAAUGCCAAGAUGAAGGAUCUGGUAACUGGGCCUUUGCCGUGUUGUAUGGGAAGGGUGGCAGGGCAUGUGCUGUAACUAAUUUUGAGUCAAAUGAGUCAUUCUGUUGCCUGGAACUCAACCACAGAUUUGUGUGUGGCCCAAGAUCGAUUUCAAUUUCUCACUUUAUUUCUUGUUAAAAGUAAAAUUUAACAGGUUCAAGACUUGUGGUGGGAAGUAAGAACCUUGCCUGAAGCACAAAAUUUAAGGGGCUCCCCAAACCUCAGGAAUCAAGAUCAGUCAUAUAAUUGAGGUGAAAUUCACAGAACAUAGAAUUAACCCAGUCACCACGUCUGUCUAGAUCCAAAGCGUUUUCAUCACUCCAAAAUAAAUCCCCAUGCCCAUGAGCAGUCACUCUGCAUUCCCUCCUCCUCCCAGCCCCCGGCAACCACCAAUUUCUUUUCUAUUUCUAUGUAUUUUCCUAUUCAUGUAAGUGAAAUCGUACAAUUUGUGGCCUUUUGUGUCUGGCUUCUUUCAUUCAGCAUAUUUUCAAGUC
Cynocephalus volans (Philippine flying lemur) is the source of this 3413-nucleotide messenger RNA. It is a transcript of the gene CTPS2, whose product is annotated as CTP synthase 2. Gene Ontology annotation, cellular component: cytoplasm; cytoophidium. The record is from RefSeq and is a predicted model, not a curated record. NCBI's taxonomy places the organism in Eukaryota, Metazoa, Chordata, Mammalia, Dermoptera, Cynocephalidae. Gene Ontology annotation, biological process: pyrimidine nucleobase biosynthetic process; CTP biosynthetic process. Bases 355 to 2580 code for a protein of 741 amino acids. The transcript is spliced from 20 exons. Gene Ontology annotation, molecular function: identical protein binding; CTP synthase activity.